AUGGCGAACUUGGACUUGUCAAAGAUCAUCAAGCCAUGGAAGCUGGACGCCCAGCCGACAUACGUCUUCACAAACGCGAAGCUAGUCGACCCUCUUCAAGCCCAUGUCACCGAGAAUGUCACCAUCAAGACCUCCGGAGGCAAAAUCGUAUCUGUCUCAAGCGCACCUCCUAGCAUCACCGGCGAUGAAAUUACCAUUGAUCUCAAGGGGAAAUAUGUCUGCCCUGGGCUCAUCGACUGCCACGUCCACAUCGCCGUUGUCCCCGGCGAGGCCAAUCUGAGCUCUUACAACGCCAUGACCGAGAGAGUCAGUCUCCUCCGCCAGCCAUGGGUCCUCAAGCCGAUGCUUGAGCGAGGAUUCACGUCAGUUCGUGAUUGCGGUGGCGCGAGCUUGGCUAUGAAGGAAGCCGUGGAAGAUGGCGUCUGCAUUGGCCCUCGGCUGUUUAUCGCCGGAUACGCCCUUUCUCAGACUGGCGGACAUGGCGAUAUGCGCUCUUCGCAUGAUCAGAGUCCAUGUUCUUGCGGUGCUGUCUCGGGAAUUAGUCGUAUCAUUGACGGGACGUCUGAGUGCUUCAGGGUGGCUCGCGAUGAGUUGCGUCAAGGGGCUGAUUUCAUCAAGAUCAUGGGCGGCGGUGGCAUAGCCAGUGCUACAGACAAGAUUGAGAAUCUCCAGUUCUCGGAUGAGGAGAUCAAAGCGAUUGUGACGGCAGCAAAGAACAAUGGGACGUAUGUCACCAGCCACAGCUACACACCCCAGGCGAUCCAACAAGCGAUUCGACAAGGCGUCAGAGGCAUUGAGCAUGGCAACCUCCUUGACGCAGAAACAGCCAAGUUGAUGGCCGAAACGGGCACUUUUCUCACCCCGACAUUGAUCACACAUGUCAUGUCGAAGCAACUCAAUUUCCUGCCCCCAGCCUCGGCAGCAAAGAACGAAAGCGUCCUCCAGAAAGGCCUCGAAGCCAUCAAAAUUGCUACCGAAGCCGGCGUCACGAUCUGCUUCGGCACGGAUCUCCUCGGACCGCUGCAUUUUGCCCAGAGCAAGGAGUUUUCUGUGCGCAGUCAGGUGCAGAAGCCGGCGGAGAUACUUCGUAGUGCGACUGUCAACGUGGCCAAGUUGUUGAUGAGGGAGGACGAGCUGGGGCAGGUUAAAGAGGGGUUUCUGGCUGACUUCAUUGUCCUGGAUAAGGAUCCUUUGGAGGACAUUACGAUUCUGGAUCGUGCUGAGGAGAAUGUCCUGGCUGUGGUCAAGGAUGGAAGGGUGGUGUCUUCUAGAUGGGCUGAUAUCAAGGUGGAUGUCCAGAGUAGGCCAUAA
This is a messenger RNA of Trichoderma citrinoviride, 1311 nucleotides long. RefSeq lists its product as hypothetical. The record is from RefSeq and is a predicted model, not a curated record. NCBI's taxonomy places the organism in Eukaryota, Fungi, Ascomycota, Sordariomycetes, Hypocreales, Hypocreaceae. Gene Ontology annotation, molecular function: hydrolase activity, acting on carbon-nitrogen (but not peptide) bonds. The transcript has a single exon. The coding region runs from base 1 to 1311 and encodes 436 amino acids.